Molecule: messenger RNA, 7914 nt
Organism: Delphinapterus leucas (beluga whale)
Lineage: Eukaryota; Metazoa; Chordata; Mammalia; Artiodactyla; Monodontidae
Source: RefSeq, a predicted model, not a curated record
AGGCGUGCAGGCGGCGAGGGGGUUACGCGCCUGGCUUAGCUUGGCUCCGCUCGGCUCCGCGGAGGAAGGCAGAGCUCGGCCGCCGGGGCCCUGCAGCGAGCCGGGUCGGCCCCACGCCGCGCCCCGCCCACUCCGCUCCGCGGAGGGCGCACCCGGGCGAGGCGGCGCCGGGAGGAAAAGGCGCCAGCAGAGAGCGGCGUCCGCUACCAACGCCGGAGGGAGACGGAGAGCACCCAGAGCCGCAGCCCACCGGCGUGGAGGCAACCCCCGACCCUAGGCCACCUCUCGCCCGCCCCCUGCUGCGGGCCAAGGCCAGCGCCCCUCCCGGAGAUGGGUAGACGCGUGGAUGGCGUGGCUCUCAGCCCCGCCAGAUCGCAGGAGCCAGGCGCCGGGGCGCUGCGCUGAGGCUCCCGCUUGUCGCAGCCCAGGAAGCCUGCAGGUGUCCUUGGCCGCUCGGCCACCGCCCGGGAGACUCCUUCGCAGUGCCCAGAGCCCUGCUCCCGAGAGCUGCCCCGCCCCCAAGCUCGGCGCCGCGCAGGACGCCCCGUCCGAGGCCCCCCCGCCCCGGCACGGCCCCCGCAGCGCAGCGCCCAGCGCAGCGCAGCUCCCCGCCGCUGUCGAGCCGCGGACGCAGGACCAGAGGCUCGCUCCUGCGGGCGCGCUUGUUUUCCUUGUGCCGCCUCGCUCUGCGCAGCACCCGCCCGCCCGAACGCCGCGUUCCGCUCCGCCCCGCCCGCCAUCCGUGCCCUGCGCUGGAUUUAUGAAUGGGGGGAAGAGGCCACAUGCCGCCGCCGCCGCCUUGUGUUGACCGCACGCAGCCCGGGCCCGCGGAGCUCCGGCUGCCGUGAGAGCGCCGGCCCAGCCCCGGCAGCCGCUUGGAGGACUUGUUGCUGCUGCGUUGCUUCCGCCGCCGCCGCCGCCGCAGCUCCCGGGUCUCUCGGCGCGGACUGGGAGCCAGAGGGUGGCCCGUGUGAGUGUGAGCGCGCGCAGUGCGCCUGGACAGUGCGCUUCCCCGUCUGUUGGGGGGUGCAGGGGGUGUGUCCCGGGCCCCGAGCGUCUGGGUGUCCAGUGCUAGCGGGGGAAGUGUGUGUGUGCUAGCCCUGACUCCCGGGCGCCUCGCUUGGGUCCUCGGCUCUCCUUUUCCCCUCCUGCCUCCCUCCCGCCUCCCUCCCCGGCGCUGCCAGCCCAAACCGCAACCACCUGUGCCCGCGAGAAAUCCAACUCCUCCCGCUCCGCGCCCCGGGGGGGAGGCAGGGGCAGGGCCACGCCGCAGAGGGGCCCGCCGCGGCCUCCUGCCUCCUCCUGGUCUCUUCCCCCUCCCCCGUCUGACGCUGCCUCCUCUGGAAGGGUGUUUGGAGGGCAGCGGCCGCCCCAAGCCGAAGCCCCGCAGCGCUUCUUAUGAUCAGCUCGGUGUGUGUCUCCUCCUACCGCGGGCGCAAGUCGGGGAACAAGCCUCCGUCCAAAACAUGUCUGAAGGAGGAGAUGGCCAAGGGCGAGGCGUCGGAGAAGAUCAUCAUCAACGUGGGCGGCACGCGACAUGAGACCUACCGCAGCACCCUGCGCACCCUACCGGGCACCCGCCUCGCCUGGCUGGCCGAUCCCGACGGCGGAGGCCGGCCCGCGUCCGAUGGCGGUGGUGCAGGCAGCAGCGGCGGCGGUGGCUGCGAGUUCUUCUUCGACCGGCACCCGGGCGUCUUUGCUUACGUGCUCAACUACUACCGCACGGGCAAGCUGCACUGCCCCGCCGACGUGUGCGGGCCUCUGUUUGAGGAGGAGCUCACCUUCUGGGGCAUCGACGAGACCGACGUGGAGCCCUGCUGCUGGAUGACCUACCGGCAGCACCGCGACGCCGAGGAGGCGCUCGACAUCUUCGAGAGCCCAGACGGAGGCGGCGGGGGCGCGGGGCCCGGCGACGAGGCUGGCGACGAUGAGCGGGAGCUGGCCCUGCAGCGCCUGGGGCCCCACGAGGGAGGUGCGGGCCCCGGCGCCGGGUCCGGAGGCUGCCGCGGCUGGCAGCCCCGCAUGUGGGCGCUCUUCGAGGAUCCCUACUCCUCCCGGGCGGCCAGGGUGGUGGCCUUUGCCUCUCUCUUCUUCAUCCUGGUGUCCAUCACCACCUUCUGCCUGGAGACGCACGAGGCCUUCAACAUCGACCGCAACGUGACGGAGAUCCACAGAGUGGGGAAUACUACCAGUGUGCGCUUCCGGCGGGAGGUGGAAACGGAGCCCAUCCUGACCUACAUCGAGGGAGUGUGCGUACUGUGGUUCACGCUGGAGUUCCUGGUGCGCAUCGUGUGCUGCCCCGACACACUGGACUUCGUUAAGAACCUGCUCAACAUCAUCGACUUCGUGGCCAUCCUGCCCUUCUACCUGGAGGUGGGGCUGAGCGGCCUGUCGUCCAAGGCGGCUCGCGACGUGCUGGGCUUCCUGCGCGUCGUGCGCUUCGUGCGCAUCCUGCGCAUCUUCAAGCUUACGCGCCACUUCGUGGGGCUGCGCGUGCUGGGCCACACCCUGCGCGCCAGCACCAACGAGUUCCUGCUGCUCAUCAUCUUCCUGGCCCUGGGCGUGCUUAUCUUCGCCACCAUGAUCUACUACGCGGAGCGCAUCGGCGCCAGGCCUUCCGACCCGCGGGGCAAUGAUCACACCGACUUCAAGAACAUCCCCAUCGGCUUCUGGUGGGCCGUGGUCACCAUGACGACGCUGGGCUACGGGGACAUGUACCCCAAGACGUGGUCAGGCAUGCUGGUGGGGGCGCUGUGUGCACUGGCCGGCGUGCUCACCAUUGCCAUGCCCGUGCCUGUCAUUGUCAACAACUUCGGCAUGUACUACUCUCUGGCCAUGGCCAAGCAGAAGCUGCCCAAGAAACGGAAGAAGCACGUACCUCGGCCGCCCCAGCUGGAGUCACCCAUUUACUGCAAGUCGCAGGAGACCUCGCCCAGGGACAGUACCUACAGUGAUGCCAGCCCCCCUGCCCCAGAAGAGGGUGUGGUUGAGAGGAAACGGGCAGACUCCAAGCAGAACGGCGAUGCCAGCGCGGUGCUGUCAGACGAGGAGGGAGCCGGCCUCACCCAGCCCCUGGCCUCCGCCCGCACCCCGGAGGAGCGCCGGGCCCUGCGACGCUCCGGCACCCGAGACAGAAACAAGAAGGCAGCUGCCUGCUUCCUGCUCAGCGCUGGGGACUUUGCCUGUGCCGAUGGUAGUGUCCGGAAAGGCUGUGAAAAGUCCCGGAGCCUAAACAGCACAGCAGGAGCUGCUGGAACCAGUCUGGGGCUAUCUCAACUGGCAUCGCGGUACAGCUCACCCUACCCCCCCAAGAAAGCUUCUGCUCGCCCACCCCUUCCACGCCCUCCCCAGCCCACCCCCUGGACACUCAGCCCCGUAGCUGCACCCUCGGCUCACCCCGCCCCUGGGCGCACGCGCACAAACAGGCACACUCACAUGCCUCCAGCCCUCGUCCCUCCUGGGCCUGCGGGAGACAGCGGGAUGCAGGAGAACUCAGGCCCCCAGGCCUCUCCUCCACAGCACCCAGCUCCCCAAAAUGUCCAGCUCUGGGACCUGAGAGUGAGGGAGAGAUUACUUGCAGGCCUUCUAUCCCGCUCGCUCCCGUCCUGAGCUGAGGGUGCCGUCACCCCCAGGACUGUGUCUCUGGGCCCUGCCUCCCCCGCAGGGUCCCACCUAGAUCACAGCAAAUGCAUUUCCAUCCCUCGGGGCCUUCAACAAGUAACCAAACAGCCUGCAACUGAACAUCUCUGUCUGUCUGUCUGUCAAUCCCACACCCAGACCGGCCAGGAAUAAGGCUGUCCCCUGGGGCAUCUCUGCCAGUGUGUGAGGGCUUGACUCCUUGGGGGAGCGGUGCCACCUGAUGUUCUCCAGCCCUGCCAUGGGGUGCAGGUGGGAGUUCCUAGAGUCAGAGCCCAAGGAUUGGCUGCGUAGGCGCGGGGAUGUCCUCCUCUCGGGGUGGCGCCCAGCAGCGGAGCCCAGCAUCCCAUCUGCACCCCGAGCUGCAGUAUCGCUUGCCACGCUGCUUCCUCUGCUUCCCCGACAAUUCUUCUUCCUCUGCUGCUCCCUCCAACUCCCAGCCCUGCCUCUGAGUCACCUGCCGCUCCCACCCAGCCUCUGUGCUCUGUAUCGCUGCCAGAACCGGAGACUCAUCUAAUUUCUAUAAUUAAGUGUAUUCAUUUACCUAACGAGCCAGGGAGCACACAGGUCUGUGAGUCAUUGAGUGAGCAGGGGUGCACCCUGGGCAGGGGCAGCUGAGGGGAAGUGUAGGGACUGAAGCCAUCCUGCCCCCACCAGCUCGCUGACGGGCAGCCUGCCGCGCCCAGGGUGGGCCGAGCCGCAGGGGGCCCCUCCCCAGCGCACCAGCCAGGCUCUCCAGGACCUCCUCAGCCCAGGAACUCGGAACACCUCAGCCAAGGCAUUGCCUGUUUCACCUGAUGGGAAUUAGACCUGGCAGCGGAGCCGUGUGCCUGGCAAUUUUUAGAGUCAGAUUAUGCAACUUGGUCGAGGGAAUGACUAAGGAAGGUCCAUGUCUGCUCCUUCCAGAGUGGGCAGAGAUAGGUACCGCCAGACAGCAUUUUGGGACUUGGCAGGAGGCUGGGGACUCUGGAGGCCACCCCAAAAGGUGAGCUGGGCGGAAAGGUCAGACUGUUUCAUGGGGUUGGAGGGUUGAUGAAGAGCCUGUUCCAGGAGCAUCCCCAUUUCAGUGCCUUCUUCAGCCUUGGGCAGACACAGGAGUAUCCCUUCCAGAAAAGUCUGUGCAAGGUGGGUCCUCGGCUCCCCCAGCCCUGCUGUGGUCUGUGGGGCCUGCCUCCUGCUUGCUCUCAGAAUGACGAGAAGAAGAGCUGAGAAGAUACAGGGGCAUCCAUGUCACUGCCCCUCAGAAGGGGACACGGAGAGGGAAGCCCUGGAGAGCAGGGCACCUUCUACCCUUCCAGCCCAGUCUGAGAACCCAGCUUCUCCUCCAGGGGGAUGGGUUCGGUCCUGCUCCGGCCGGGCUCCCUGGUGCAGGGGUCCUGGCUCUGACACGGACACAAGGAGCUGGGUGUCCGGUGUAGCACGGGCACCACAGCUGUUUUCUCCUCUCACUUGCCUUUCUGGUUCAGGGAACUGAGGCGGCUAUUUCUGUGGCAGCCCUCAAGUUGUCAGGAGCCCAAGUUUCCACGGCACCCACCGCCUCCUUCCCUCUCUUCCCUCCCACAGGGACGGGCAUGCUCACGGCACCCCCGUGGUGGGCACAGAUGUCUCUGGGCGACAUGAUGCAGGAGUGCCAGGCUGGAGCCCCUAGUGCCUUGGGAGGUGGGCUCCCACACACCCCUCCUGUCUCUCUGGCUUCUGUAGGGUUGACACAGGAUUGAGCGUGAGCUGACGGGAGAGCUGAGUAGGCUGCCUGCCCCAGCUCCCCUCAGGGCCCUCGGAAAGGGCAAAGUGAGCCCUGGAGUUUACAGAGCCCCACUGUACACCAGGCCCCGCCUGGGGAGGCGGCUGCCUGCAUGGCCCUCAGGCUUGCCCAGGCCUUGGGCCUCCCUCCUCAGGAGAGGGCUCUCCCUCCCACCCACAAUCUGAGAGUGCAGUUUGCUUUACCUUGGACCUGGACUUGGACCUCCACCCAUUACUUUGGCUUCUAACAGCCUUUCCCCUGCAGUUGGGGCCCAGCCGCUCCCCGUAGAGCAGGGAAGCAGCCCGCUUAGGAGUUGUUACACCUCCAGUUUGUACCAGGGCUGCUGACAACCCUAGAGGCCACUUCUCAGCCCCCAGGGCUUCUGAGAGGGGUGGCUGGGAGCUGGAGCCAGAGGGGAAAGUACCUGUUCAGCCCAGAGCCCAGACUGCAUGGGAGUCAGAGGGGAGGCUGCAUAACAGCUCCGGCUGCCCUUUCACAGAGCUUCCUGGAAGACGAGGGCCCCCUCUGCCCUGGCCAGAGAACAUCGCCUUCUCUGGCAUAAUGCCUGCCCCCACAGCAGCCUCCUGCCUGCCCUGCCUGUGCCCCAGUUGAGAAGGUAGGGCAAGGGAAGGCCCAGGCCACUGCCGUCCCAGGCUGAGGAGGAGAUGCCGAGAAGGGCUCACUGAGGGGUUGGGUUUCCUGCUGUCUCUCCUGAGAUGGGCACAGUCGUCCUUCCUGACCUUCCCCUUCAGCACUCACCCUCCAGCUGCUGGGACUCUGUUCCUGCCAGAUUGAGGAAGGGGACUGGGCAUGACACGGCAGCACACUCAGGAGCCUUCCUCACCAGCUCCCUGGGACAAUGGACUAGCCCCAGGUGGUGACAGCAGAUGGAGCUAUGUCAGGGGGGAGCACAGGCUGGGCAGGCAGCAGCCCAGGUGAUGGCCUGUGGGCUGUGAGCCACCACCCUGCCAGGAACCUCUCCCACUGCCUCCAUGCCAGGCUGCAGAGCUGUGGUCCCUCUUCCCACUGCACUGCAGCUUUGAGGACCUGAGGUCUCCUGGUUCCUGGAGCUCAUUACCUAACAGGCACGGAGAUAAGCUGUAACAUCACCUAUGGGUCACCGUGGCCCAGUGCUGGGUUGGCAGAGGGGUGAUGAAGGGCUCACCCCCUUUCCUCCCCGUCCCCACUCUUCCUGGACUCUUAGCUCUGGGCCCCACACCUUCCAGCUCCGCUCCUGGCCUACUCCUCAACCCACUGCCUAUAGGUCAGCAGCUGCCUUCCUUCUAACAUCUCGUGUUUUGUUUCUCCCUUUCUUUUGCUGAACUCCUUACCCACCAACUCCCCCAAGAAGGCAAUGUUGAGCCGAAAGUGUGUGUCCAAGUGUCUCACACCUGUGCUCUUUAAACACAGAGACCUGCCAAGAUGCCCUCUCGUCCAACUAUGCCCAGGCUGAAGUCCUCACCCUCUCUUAAAGCGGCACCAACGUGAGAGAGACAGGCAGACAGACAGAAAGCCAGAGGCUUAGGGCAGCUCUGGAACCCAGGCAAGAAUCUUUCGCUGGGAAAGACUCAGAUAUCCUUGAUUGCACAGGACUGAUGGGAAACCUCCCAUGUGACCCUCGGGGCCCAGAGCCAUUGGGUCUGAUGUUCUUGUUCUGUUGUACAUUGAAGAGAUAUAUAUGCACAUAUAGUGUCUAUAUUCAUACAUACUAUACUAUUGUGUGUAGUGCAUGUGCUCUUGGUGGUCUGUCUUCUUCAUUAGGCUGUGUCUCCCCAGGCCCUCGCCCCACCCCCACCCUCACUCCCUUCCCCCUCACUGAUUCCUUGUUUCUGCUGAAUAUGUGUGUGGAAUAUCCCAGGAAAAGUGUACCUGGGAACUGCCAGUCCAGCUGGGUGGUCCCCGGCUAGACUCUCCCUCUUGGGAGUGUUUCCCCUGUGGUCCAGAGGCCUGCGGAAGGCCAGAUUGCCCCCUGGGGUCACUGCUCCACUAGCCUCACCCCAUCCCAGAUUGGGGCUCUACCUCCCACCCCACGCCCCAGUUGUUGGGGGACUUCCCGGGGCUCCUCUGCACCUUCUUCCACUCCUUUCUCCACCUUCCCUGUGUCCUUGACUGAGGGGGUGUUUCGUCUUUUUUUAUUUCUGGUUUUUUGUUCUGUCGCCUUCGUCCAUUUGUUUCCAAAGAUGCUGCUGGGCGGACGGGCAGGGAAGGGGUCUGUCUGCCCACCUGGCUCAGGGGUCCAAGAAGGGAACGCUGCGGGCGAGCGGGGACCAGUUGCAAUACAGUACUUCCUGGCUAGUGGCCAGAGUAUGCGUGCAAUAGCCGAGGCCAGGUGCCCCCUUCGACCUUGGCCUCUGCCCCUGCGUCGGCCCUCCCUCCCCACUCCCAGCCCGCCCUGCCCCUCCCUAGUGUUGGUUGUCCUUUUCUAAAGCUGUCCCCUCGUGUGUCUGAGGCAUGCCUAGGCUGGGCCCUGCCGCCCUGUCUGCAUGCCUUUGACUGUCAUGCUGUGCUCAAGCCCCAAUAAAGACAUCUGGAGCGUC